Messenger RNA from Zingiber officinale, 641 nucleotides. RefSeq names its product MLO-like protein 7. Gene Ontology annotation, cellular component: membrane. The record is from RefSeq and is a predicted model, not a curated record. Gene Ontology annotation, biological process: defense response. Lineage: Eukaryota; Viridiplantae; Streptophyta; Magnoliopsida; Zingiberales; Zingiberaceae. The coding region runs from base 84 to 545 and encodes 153 amino acids. The transcript has 5 exons.
UGCUUUGACUUCGUUGUCAGUGGUUUAUCAAGAGGCAAAAGAGAACUCUUUUUGAAGUUCUUGAGAAGGUGAAAGCCGAGUUGAUGAUUCUCGGCUUCAUCUCCUUGCUGUUGACAUUUAGUCAGGACCAGAUCGCGAAAAUCUGCGUGCCAAAGGCAGUUGCAGAUUCUAUGCUGCCAUGUCGCCUUAAUGCAGAGUCAACUGUCAGAAAUAAAAGGCGGCUGCUCGCGCUGGUGCUGACGGAGUCACACCUGAAGCGCAGGAUUUUAGCUGCUGGUGAUUCAGUGGUUGAAUGCCCCCCAGAAAAGGAGCAACUGAUUACUGCCACAGGCUUGCACCAGUUGCACAUUCUGAUCUUCUUUUUGGCUGAGUUUCAUGUGGUAAAUAGUGCUCUUAUAAUGGUCCUUGGAAGAGCAAAGAUACACAGAUGGAAGGACUGGGAAACGGAUACGACAUCGGCUGAGUAUGCCUUCACGACUGGUAUAUAUAUGUUCACUAUUCUUUGUUUUUUUGUCCCAGAUUUGCAUCCUUGGAUCCUAGUUUGAGUGGUAAAAGUGCAGAACCAGUAUAUCGUGAUGCAAAAGGGAAAGCUAUUUCAAAGGAAGAGCUACUGAAACCAAAGGAGGAAGAGAAACCAAAGG